CAGGCCCGUCCUCUCAGCCCCCGGGACCGCCCCGCUGUGACACUAGGUGCUGGGCGACGCAGCUGGCGGCGGCAGUUGGGGGCUGAGCCCUCAGCAGCUCCAGGAGCUAUGGCUGACACGGAGGUUCCCUGGCUGCUGCUGGCUGCUGCUGCACUCCUGUUUCUGCCCUCUAGCAGGCCUGCUGGGCCACUGCCCACCCUGGCCCCACCACUGAGCAUGGUGGUGGCUGGGCAGCUCCGGCAGCUGGUGGUCUGUGUGGUGAGGGACCUGGCCCCCAGCUCCAGCCAUGCUGUCUGGAUCUCCGAUGGGAACGGCAGCGCCCUGCAGUCCUUUGCCUAUGGGACAUCCCAGGAAGAUGGUGGCACCGUCUGCACUAUCUCUCUCCUCCCCGAUGAGCCCCUGGCUGAAGGGAACCUCGCCUGCCAUGUGGGGCCCAACAGGACCUCCCCAGCCCACAGCUCCAGCCCCAUCCACAUAAUGGUGUGCAAGUAUGUGGCAGUGGAGCUGAAAUCUGCUUUUGAGGAGACCAGCAAGACCAAGGAGGUGAUUGACACCAAGUACGGCUUCCUGGACGGGAAGGGCUCUGCCAUCAAGUACACGCAGUCGGACAUACGAUUAAUCGAGGUGACGGAGAAUAUCUGCAAGCGGCUUUUGGAUUACAACCUGCACAAGGAGCGGAGUGGCAGUAACAGAUUUGCAAAGGGCAUGUCAGAGACAUUCGAGACCCUGCACAACCUGGUGCACAAGGGAGUCAAGGUGGUGAUGGACAUCCCCUAUGAGCUGUGGAACGAAACCUCUGCUGAGGUGGCUGACCUCAAAAAGCAGUGUGAUGUGCUGGUGGAAGAGUAUGAAGAUGUGAUCGAAGACUGGUACAGGCACCACCAGACAGAAGAUCUCUCCCAGUUUCUCUGUGCUAACCAUGUGCUAAAAGGGAAGGACACAAGCUGCCUGGCAGAGAAGUGGACUGGCAAGAAGGGUGAUUUGGCAAGCGUGAAAGAGAAGCAGAGCAAGAAAAAGAACAGGAAGAAGAAGAAGGGAGAGAAGAAUGAGAGCAAGGGAGCUGCUGCCCUCCCAGCUGUAGAUGAGGCCCUGGAGGAGAGUGGGAUCCAGGAGGAGGCUCCGCUCACCCACAGCCCGUUCGAUGAGCUGUAGGCAUGCAGCCGCAGCCUCUGGGGCCACCCACUUGGGGGUUCUCACCCUGCCAUGUCUUGCAGGUACCAAAGGAAAAGGGACUUGUGUCACGGCAUGAGCGACCCUGGGGAGGCCAGAGCAGCCAGCUCAGACUUGCCAGCGAUCUUGCAAGCAGAGGUGGCACGGAACUGCGGACCCAACAGCUCCAGGAGGCCGCGGGUGCUGCCCCGCUGCCAGCUCUUCGUCCUGCCCUUGCUGCCCAUACCCUGACAAGACUGUAAAUAAAGACGUUUUCCCCAGAA
This is a messenger RNA of Columba livia (rock pigeon), 1433 nucleotides long. It is a transcript of the gene CNPY3, whose product is annotated as canopy FGF signaling regulator 3. Bases 109 to 1152 code for a protein of 347 amino acids. The transcript has 7 exons. The record is from RefSeq and is a predicted model, not a curated record. Lineage: Eukaryota; Metazoa; Chordata; Aves; Columbiformes; Columbidae.